GCGUCACCCCUUACAAAUCUCAUUCAUAAUUACAGUAUACUUCCUAUAAAUAUCAAUAUACCGGAGUGGAGGAGUUUCUCAUAUAUCACAAAAAUCAUUCAUUAUUCAUUUCACCCAUUUCUCUGGGUUGUUAGUUAUUAUCACUGAAUUUGAUUAGAUCGGCAUUGAUUCUCCGGCCGGCCAUGAACGCGCUCGCAGCUACCACCCGUAACUUCCGGCAGGCAGCCCGCAUUCUUGGCCUCGAUUCCAAAAUCGAGAAAAGUCUCCUCAUCCCCUUCCGAGAGAUCAAGGUGGAGUGCACGAUUCCGAAGGACGACGGGACGCUGGUGUCCUACGUUGGGUUUCGGGUGCAGCAUGAUAAUGCCCGCGGCCCCAUGAAAGGAGGAAUCAGAUACCAUCCUGAGGUUGACCCGGAUGAGGUAAACGCUCUUGCACAACUGAUGACUUGGAAGAGUGCCGUGGCAGAUAUUCCAUAUGGCGGGGCCAAAGGUGGGAUUGGGUGUAACCCAAAGGAUUUAAGUAAGAGCGAGCUGGAGCGCCUCACGCGAGUCUUCACACAGAGGAUUCAUGAUCUGAUUGGUGUCAAUACGGAUGUGCCUGCUCCUGAUAUGGGCACUAAUGCACAGACUAUGGCUUGGAUUUUGGAUGAGUAUUCAAAGUUUCAUGGGCACUCCCCUGCUAUUGUUACCGGAAAACCCAUUGAUCUCGGGGGCUCCUUGGGGCGAGAGGCUGCAACUGGGCGUGGUGUGGUUUUCGCCACAGAAGCUUUACUCUCUGAGUAUGGAAAACCAAUUAAGGACUUGACCUUUGCUAUUCAGGGAUUUGGAAAUGUGGGAUCUUGGGCAGCAAGGCUUAUACACGAGAGAGGUGGUAGGGUUGUUGCAGUCAGUGACAUAACUGGAGCGGUCAAGAACCCUAAUGGGAUUGAUAUACCUGCUCUGAUCAAGCAUAAAGAGGCAACAGGAAUGCUAACUGAUUUCAAUGGUGGGGAUGCCAUGGACUCAAAUGAGUUGCUCACGCACGAAUGCGAUGUUCUUAUACCUUGCGCUCUUGGUGGUGUUCUUAACAGAGAAAAUGCAGGAAAUGUGAAGGCAAAGUAUAUUAUAGAAGCUGCUAACCAUCCUACUGAUCCAGAAGCUGAUGAGAUUUUGUCUAAUAAAGGAAUAGUUAUACUACCAGACAUAUAUGCAAAUUCUGGAGGUGUGACUGUGAGUUACUUCGAGUGGGUUCAGAAUAUUCAAGGGUUUAUGUGGGACGAGGAAAAGGUGAAUCGGGAGCUAAAGAAAUACAUGUCGAGGGCGUUCCAGAACAUAAAGGGCAUGUGCCAGUCCCACAACUGCAAUCUUCGGAUGGGUGCAUUCACUCUCGGAGUCAAUCGUGUUGCGCGUGCCAGUGUCUUGAGAGGCUGGGAAGCAUAACUCCUUUCCCUUUGUUAUUCUUCUUCUCAUUAUUCUUACAAAACUUCAUCCAUACAUAAGUAUACCUUUUCAUGGCUGAAACAUGCUGUGGAAGGAUAUUUUUCUCUUCUUUUCAUUGAUCUUGAAAUUCCACUGAUGAGUUGGAGUAUACCACACAGAUAAACAUUUGACAGUCAUUCACAAAAAAAUACAUACAACAUGAAGAUUACUUGUUGUAAUUGUUGUAGUUCACUCUUUUUCGGAUUUCUGUUCAAGU
Molecule: messenger RNA, 1674 nt
Organism: Cuscuta campestris
Lineage: Eukaryota; Viridiplantae; Streptophyta; Magnoliopsida; Solanales; Convolvulaceae
Source: the annotation of a GenBank genome assembly